Molecule: messenger RNA, 437 nt
Organism: Hibiscus syriacus
Lineage: Eukaryota; Viridiplantae; Streptophyta; Magnoliopsida; Malvales; Malvaceae
Product: putative B3 domain-containing protein Os03g0621600
Exons: 3
Coding region: 72-437 (121 amino acids)
Molecular function (GO): DNA binding
Source: RefSeq, a predicted model, not a curated record
UGCAUCCAUCACAUGUCAAUUCAAAUAGAUUGAGUAUACCAGCGCAUUUUGCGAGGCAAUAUCUGUCAAAGAUGCACAAAGAGGUCAUACUUCUCCUUUCAAAUGGCAAAUCAUGGCCAGUAAUAUGUUAUCAGUAUAGUACUGACGGACCAAAGCUAAAUGUAAGAUUCGGUAAUGGUUGGCGUAAAUUUUCCUUGGAUAAUAAUUUAGAAGUCGGUGAUGCCUGUGUCUUUGAACUGGUUGAGGGUGCUGAAGCCUCGAUGAACAUAACCAUUUAUAAGAAGCAGGCUGAUCAGGACGCAAAUUUCGGCUCAUCUAUGGAUGAUAAAAGUAAAGAGCAACAAGUUGAGUUCCAUGAAAGAUUGGUGAUUAAAACUGAAGAAAUCUGUUUGGAUGACAUUUUGAUGUCAAAAACCAAUUCUCCAGGCAAAGCCUAA